Molecule: messenger RNA, 1126 nt
Organism: Rhodamnia argentea
Lineage: Eukaryota; Viridiplantae; Streptophyta; Magnoliopsida; Myrtales; Myrtaceae
Product: GTP-binding protein At2g22870
Exons: 4
Coding region: 51-965 (304 amino acids)
Molecular function (GO): GTP binding
Source: RefSeq, a predicted model, not a curated record
UCCAGGGCUCAGCUCCACCUCGGAGCAAAGCAAAGCAUCUCUCUCUGACAAUGGCGAUUAUACUGCGAAAUCGCCUCCUCACUCUUUACUCGACCUCUCUCCUUCAACCCUCGCUUCGGCCAUCUCCGAAUGCCCCACCCUCCUCGCUCUCUGUCAAGACUCCUCCUUUCUCGCCGCCCACCCGCCACGGCCCGAGGUUCCAUGCCUCCGCUUCCAGAGCCGCGAGCCCGACGGCCUCGGAUUCGGCCCGGGUUGUCCGGAAAGUGUUCUUCGUCCCGCCCGGGGUCGAUCCGGCCGAGGUCUCCGAAGACAUGGUGCUUCCCGGUUCGAACAUCGUCGUCGGACCCUACGCGGGUCAUGCCCAGAUCAAGGAAGUGGAGUUCGUGAAGAGCAGUGGGAGGGCCAAGGACUGUCCCAAAGAUGGGAGGCCCGAGUUUGCGAUUCUGGGUCGGUCUAAUGUGGGCAAGUCUUCGCUUAUCAAUGCUCUGGUUCGGAAGAAGGAAGUUGCACUUACGUCCAAGAAACCAGGCAAGACUCAGCUUAUAAAUCACUUCUUGGUGAACAAGAGUUGGUAUAUUGUGGAUUUGCCGGGUUAUGGGUUUGCUAAGGCCCCUGGAUCUGUUCGAAUGGAUUGGUCAGCAUUCACAAAGGGCUACUUUUUGAACAGAGAUACGCUAGUUGCUGUCUUACUUCUUAUCGAUGCGAGCGUUCCUCUUCAAAAGAUUGACCUUGAUUGUGCGAAUUGGCUGGGACGCAACAAUAUACCUCUAACCUUCGUUUUCACGAAGUGCGACAAGAUGAAGGGAGGGAAGAGGCCUGAUGAGAACAUAAGGAGUUUCCAGGAAGUGAUUAGGGAAAACUACCGGGAGCAUCCUGCGUGGAUAAUGACUAGCAGUGUCACCGGUUUAGGGAGAGAUGAGCUUCUCUUGCACAUGUCCCAGCUUAGAAACUACUGGGACCAAUAGAAAGGGACGAAGCAAUUCCCCUUUAAUACCCUCAUAAAGUCAAGUUCAUCUUUCAUUUUGCUAUUAUCUGCAUUCUUGAGAUAACGAUUGAAUUUGUACCUCUCUGUGUGUAUAGAUAACACAUGUACAGAAUAAGAUGUUUUGUAUCUUUUUAAACCUCU